Oryzias melastigma (Indian medaka) is the source of this 705-nucleotide messenger RNA. Its product is annotated as claudin-3-like. Lineage: Eukaryota; Metazoa; Chordata; Actinopteri; Beloniformes; Adrianichthyidae. The transcript has a single exon. Bases 64 to 705 code for a protein of 213 amino acids. Gene Ontology annotation, cellular component: bicellular tight junction; plasma membrane. Gene Ontology annotation, biological process: cell adhesion; bicellular tight junction assembly. The record is from RefSeq and is a predicted model, not a curated record. Gene Ontology annotation, molecular function: structural molecule activity.
UCUGAAAUAAGUGUUUGGGUUUGAGUUCCUGGACUCCUGCUUGCUGCCGUACAAAGAGCCACCAUGUCAAAGAUUUUGGAAUUAGCGGGCAUUUAUCUUGGAUUCAUUGGAUUCAUCGGUGCACUAGUAACAUGCGUCUUGCCUCAGUGGAAGAUGACGGCUUACAUAGAAGACAAAACUAUCUCUCCUCAGGCCAACUGGGAUGGCUUAUGGAUGAGCUGUAUGGUGGAGAGCACAGGCCCGAUGGAGUGCCACUUCUAUAAUUCUAUCCUGAAAAUACCUUCUGACCUGCAGGCCUCCAGAGCAAUGACAGUCAUGGCCAUUAUAGCGGCACUACUAGGGGUGCUGAUCUCUAUUGUUGAAGCCAAAUGUAUUGAAGAGGAAGCAGCCAAAGCCAAAGUGAUGAUCGUUUCUGGGAUCUUGUUCAUCCUCGCCGGCCUUCUGGUCUUGAUCCCCGUCUCCUGGAGUGCCAACACCGUUAUGCAGGAUUUUUACAACCCAAUGCUGAAGGAUUCUGAGAAGAGGGAGAUUGGAACAUCUCUCUACAUUGGCUGGGCAUCAGCUGGACUUCUUCUGCUUGGAGGGACUUUGCUGUGCAACAGGUGUCCACCAAAAGAGGAGAAAUACAAACCAAGGAGAACGGCCUACUCUGCACCAAACAAAGUCAGCACAAGUGGAGGACAUGACAAGAAGGACUAUGUUUAA